This is a messenger RNA of Triplophysa dalaica, 2271 nucleotides long. Its product is annotated as proteinase-activated receptor 2-like. The record is from RefSeq and is a predicted model, not a curated record. Gene Ontology annotation, cellular component: membrane. Gene Ontology annotation, biological process: blood coagulation; phospholipase C-activating G protein-coupled receptor signaling pathway; positive regulation of Rho protein signal transduction. The coding region runs from base 111 to 1271 and encodes 386 amino acids. NCBI's taxonomy places the organism in Eukaryota, Metazoa, Chordata, Actinopteri, Cypriniformes, Nemacheilidae. Gene Ontology annotation, molecular function: thrombin-activated receptor activity. The transcript has 2 exons.
UGUCCUUUUCCAGCUCGACUAAAACGUUUGACGGAGAGGAGCGGCGGAGCACCUACAACACGCAGAGUCUUAGUUUUAUUCAACUUAUUAAACACUUAAUACUUGUUAUUAUGGCUCUUGCCGGAAUUUGCCGAAUCUUGAUGUUUUCGGCUUGUUUGAUCUUUGCGUCCGCAGAGCCAAAUAAAAGUAGAGGACGCGGUUUAAUUGUCAUUGCCGGUCGGGACACUGAACCGAUUGUUGUAGAUACGCUCAGGAGCGGCCUCACGACCGUCUUCCUGCCUAUUAUUUACAUCAUCGUUCUUGCUUUGGGGUUGCCCAGCAACGCAAUGGCAUUAUGGGUCUUGCUCUUCCGGUCAAAGAAGAUUCACCCUUCUUCCAUCUACAUGGGCAACCUGGCACUGGCCGACCUGAUGUUUGUGAUCUUGACCCCACUGAAGAUCGCCUACCACCUGAAAGGGAAUAACUGGACGUUUGGGGAAGGAAUGUGUAAGGCAAUGGUUGGGUUCUUCUACGGCAACAUGUACUGCUCCAUUCUCUUCAUCAUGUGUUUGAGCGUUCAGCGUUACUGGGUCUGCGCCCACCCCCUUUCGCAACAGAGGAAAAACAACAAACUUGCCAUCAUCCUGUCUGUGUGCAUCUGGAUCUUUAUUUUGGUUAGCAGCACGCCUUUGUACCUGUACCAGCAGACUGUUUACCUGCCAGACAUGAACAUCACAACCUGCCACGACGUCAACAGUAUCACAGAGGAGAGCUUCGGCAAUGGCAAUGUCUUCCAGGAUGUAAAGAAGCCCUUCUACUACUUUAUGGUGAUGGCAGGUCUGGCUUUCUUCGUCCCGAUGGUAAUCAUAGUCGUGGCUUACGUCCUGCUCCUCCGGUCGCUUGGAAACUCAGCCAUGGAGGGCAGUGCUGGAAAAAGUCGUCGGCGUGCCGUGUUCCUCAUCAUCACGGUGCUCAUCACAUUCUUGGUCUGCUUCAUUCCCAGCAACGUGAUGGUGGUUGUACAUUACGCUCUCCUGGCGAAAGGUUGGACUAACAACGGCUACGCCUUCUACAUCACCGUGCUGUGCCUGUCCAGCCUCAACAGCUGCCUGGACCCUUUUAUUUACUAUUAUGUGUCUGACGAAUUCAGGGAACACGUCAAGAACACGUUACUGUGCCGUAGCAGUCGCACGGUGGAGAGGAUGAGGGUGUCUUUCAGCUCGAUGAAAUACUCUAAAAGGACCAAAACGUACACUUCCAGCAGUGGCCACACCGAGAACAGCACCUGCUGAGAGCACACCUGUGCAGGGUUGGGCUUGUGAUUUUCAUUCUCGUGUAUUUCAGACUGUGGCAAUACGGACUAUGGAGAUGUUCUCCUUGAAACUAUGUCGGUGUUGAGAAUUCUUUUUAGCUGAGACGUUGUUUCAAUCAAUGAGGGAGUGUCAGAAGAUGAUGUUUGGUUCAGCUGGGGCCACAAAGACACUGUUUGAACUGAACAAUCUGUUUGGACGUGUGCUUGCAACAGACUGUUAUUUAUAAGAUUUUGUACGUUUUUCCAUCGCAUGCCGCAUCAUACAGGCUAAACCUCAGAGGACUUUGAGGUCAAACACAGCCGUAAAGCUGGAAGAGGAUUAAUGAGCCAGAUCGCUCUAUAGUUACUUUUUAUAGUUUCGCAUAAUGACUUUAGUGUGAAUUUUUAGCCCACGGUGGGUUUAAAGUUAGGAGUUUGGCCAGCAAUUUGCUGUUUAUAUUAUAAAUAUUUUUUUACUUCUCUAGAUCUGUAAAAAACUGUUUAAUGACAUCAGUUUGUUAUGCAACCAGAAUUAGGUCAACUACUUUUCAUAUCUGUGAUGCUUGUUUUCAAUUAUAAAAAAUGAAUGAUGGGCAUGGUACUACGCUGGCAUGCCUGGGGCUUAUUACGUAUUUUUUCACUGAAUAUAAUCAUUGUUGAUUGCAUUUCAAACUUUUUUUCCGUGAUUAAAUUGACAAAUCAUUAUUUAAUAGAUGACUCGAAUAAGUAUUUAAUGUUUGAUUGUCAGUCGGACCUUUUUGGAGGGGCCCAAGUAAUAUCUAGCGAAAAUUCCUCCCCUAGACCUGGCACUGAACAGUCUUUAACAUCUUGUGCCAUUUCAGUUAUCUUUAAGAUCUCUGCUUUAUUAUCAGUUUGUCACACAAGAAACAAACAUAAUUAACGUAAUGUGAAACAUAUAUUAGGCUCUGUGACAUUGGUUAAUUCUGUUAAUCUGCAUCUGAAACACAGCAAUAAAACAUGAGACAUUUUUUUACAAAUUA